This is a messenger RNA of Histoplasma capsulatum G186AR, 1044 nucleotides long. RefSeq lists its product as uncharacterized. Bases 1 to 1044 code for a protein of 347 amino acids. The transcript is spliced from 3 exons. The record is from RefSeq and is a predicted model, not a curated record. Lineage: Eukaryota; Fungi; Ascomycota; Eurotiomycetes; Onygenales; Ajellomycetaceae.
AUGUUCAUUUUGCAAACCCUUUCCGCAGUAGCAAGUAGACUAAAGGUAUACGAAGCCUCUAACAUUGCGGAAGAGGUUUCCAUCACAGAUGACCCCUCUUCUCCCGUUGAGGUUUCAACCAGGCCUGUAAUCCAACCCCGCUACGACAAUCCCGCUACCCAAGAUGACGACAUAGAACGAGGAGGCAUGGUACUCUUCUGUGCAGCUAACACAGCUAGUCCAGUUGACUCUCCUCUUGUGCUGACGCAGCAAGAGCAUGCGAGUCAGAUCGCAGCAUUAAUAGGCGAGAAUGCAAAACUAAGAGCUGUUGUCGACGAGAGAGACAAGUGCAUGGAGCAGCUGGAAAGUGCUCGCGAAGAUAUAGCUAACUUGAAACUUUUCAGCAAUACCUGGCGUGAUAGAUUCUUUACUAAACUUAAGGAGGCUGAGCAACUGCGACUGGAGAGGAAUAAUAACUUUGAAAUCGCUGUCAAAAAUUACCAAAACGCUCAGCUCGAAGAGAUGCGGCAGGCAAUGGGAACUUAUGAAUCCCAACUUACGAAAGUGAGAGAAGAGCUCAAGUCCCGUUGCCAGGAGAUUGACCACCUGCGUGAGGAGAACAAAGACAUGGAGGAGAGCUCCUUGAAACAGUUCCAGGAGUAUCACGAUCUGGCGCAAGAUAAAGAGGAAUUACAAAAACAAUACAAGCUCCUCGAGGUGCAGCUUCAGGAUAAUAGAAUCGACAGGCUCAGGUUGAUGGAGAAGAUAGAACAGCUGGAGGCUACUGAGUUGGAAUUAGAAGCUAGAUUGACUGCGGCCGGGAUUUCAACACGCGAACAUGCCGAGCGGGAAGAGGAACUUGAACGCUGCCUCUUCGCCAAGAACUUGCAUACUGAAUAUAAUGAGUGUGUCGACAAAUUUAUCGAGCGCCAGAAGAUUUUCGGACAAGUCAUUGUCACGGCGUUUGUCACGGCGCUCAUCACGGCGCUCAUCACUUUAGCCAGCGGUAAUAGAAAAUCGCUUGAACUACAACUUCCAGAGCUCGUGAUGGAAACACUCGAUUGA